Penicillium salamii is the source of this 966-nucleotide messenger RNA. Lineage: Eukaryota; Fungi; Ascomycota; Eurotiomycetes; Eurotiales; Aspergillaceae. The record is from the annotation of a GenBank genome assembly.
AUGAUGGCUGCUUACAAUCUCCCCCGGAUGGUGCGUGAUGAAGAGAAGUAUAUGGAAACCGUUAUUCCGCCGUUAGCGCCACCGUUUGCGGCCCGUGCCAGCAUGAAUCAGGACUUCUUUGUCAAUCGGAACGAGCCGAAAUCGGUCGAACCCUUGGAAGAGGUGCCCAAUGCCGCACCGUGCAUGAGCGUGGCCGAGAUUUUUGAUCUCCGCGGCUUUCGAAGCCCCGAGCUGUGGAAAUUCGCCAUGCUUGAAUGCGUCGCGACUACAUCACCACAGACGGACGCCGGUGUCUACAGUACGGCCACCUUCUUUACGCCCCUGUUCAUCGCAAUCACCAUAAUCUUUAUCACUCCACUCCUGUUGUAUACCUUUACCCCGUCGAGUGGAGGCCAUAUCAACCCAACCAUAACACUAGCCAUGUUCUUUGCCCGCACCAUCAGCUUCCCGCGCAUGGUUCUAUAUGUGGGAGGUCAAACGGUGGGUGGGGCUUUGGCAGGAUUUGCCAUGUCCAAUGCUUAUAGAAACCGAGAGACCGCAGUUGGCGGCUGUCAUAUUGACACGAGUCUCGUGGCUCCCGGCGAUGCGCUGAUCAUUGAGCUCUUUUCUUGUCUGCUCCUGAUCUUCGUGGCUUUUGCCGUGGCUCUUGAUCCGAGACGGGCUAAGGGUUUCGGAACAACUGCCCCCUGGUUCGUGGGCAUUAUUCUUGGUGUCGUUAGUUGGGCCACUGCUUUUACCCGUGAGGGCUAUUCCGGUGCUGGUUUGAAUCCGGCCCGAUGUUUCGGCGUGUAUGUGGCAUCCAGCUUUCCAGGAUACCAUUGGGUCCACUGGGUGGGUUACGUGAAAAUCUUUUUUUGGCUCCAUUUUCUGACGUGCGAUACUCAGGUCGGGCCACUUUUGGCAGCUGCCGGCCACGGCAUCUUCUACCUUGCGGACCCACUUUGGUUCGAACGGAGUUCGCCGUGA